Messenger RNA from Lytechinus pictus (painted urchin), 2080 nucleotides. RefSeq lists its product as uncharacterized. Lineage: Eukaryota; Metazoa; Echinodermata; Echinoidea; Temnopleuroida; Toxopneustidae. The record is from RefSeq and is a predicted model, not a curated record. The transcript is spliced from 7 exons. Gene Ontology annotation, molecular function: protein binding. Bases 232 to 1392 code for a protein of 386 amino acids.
ACAUCCGAUGGUCCUGUUAACCCAAACGAAGCGAGCUGGUGGAGGUGUCUGCUCGUUGGUCCUGAAGAAUAGGAUAAAUAGGACCUGGUAUCCAACUACCAAGUAACAAAGCUCAAAGGAAAGCAUCAGAGAUUUGAUCCAGCAGCAGAGGGUGACGAAGUUGGAAAGGCAACGCAAAACAAAAGAAAGAAUCUCAAAGAAGAUAUCAGUUGUCAACAAGACUGAAUAAAGAUGAAUCACAGCAUUAGCAUAAUCUUAGCCACAGUGGCCUUGGUCGUCGCAUCCAUGGUCGGUGCUGCCCCAGGAGGAAAACAUGGACCUGGUGGACAUGACCACGGUCCCGGCGGCCACGACCACGGACCAAGACAUGAUCACGGUCCUCGUGGUCACGACCACGGACCCGGGCAUGAGCAUGGUCCUCGGGGCCACGACCAUGGCAACGAUCGCGAUCAACCAACCGAGGCCAACGAAGUGGCUUCUCUCGAGCCGGGAAGAUGCACCAAAAUUGUGAGCGCUACAGUCACAGUGACGCAAUCAUACCAAACUCGAAGAAGAGUCGCAACGAGGACAAGGUGCGGAUGGCUUCAUUUGGCACACUGCAGGAAAUACAGGUGGAAUCCUCACGUGGCGUACAGGCAAGUAACCAAACUCGUUUACGUCAAUGUUCGCAAGUGUUGUGUUGGAUUCAUGGAGGUCAACGGAGUUUGUGAACCCCAAGGAGGGCGAACCUUACCACCGCCGACCACCAUCAUCACCGCACCACCGGACUCAACAACUCCUCGUGAUGACAGCAUUCCCGAUGACGAGAUGAUGAUUAUUGAUAAUUCCCUGCAGAAGUUCGUCUUCUUCGUCAUCGUCCUCGUCGCUAUCCUCAUCAUUGGUAUUGUCAUCGGAGCCGUGGUCGUCCACCUGUGCGGGGGAAGAAAGGAGGUUAUGAGAAGAAUAUCAACACGAAGAUUCAACAGGAAAACGAGGAAACAAACAACUAAAGAUCUGAACGGAAAAUCAUGCGGCAAGACACCUGAGGAUGACCCACCCCCUCGCUAUCAGAGCUUCAAUGAACAUGAUAAACAAACCCCAUCAACAGGAGUAGCCUACCAUCCACAUGGUCAUGGUCAUUCCAAUGACCACGCCCAUGGUCACAGCUAUGGUCAAAAACAUGGACACACUCAUGACCAAAACCAUGGUCACACCCACAACCACCCCCACUACCAACCCACCGCACCAACGUACGAUGAGGAGUACGCUAACGCCGAUAUGAUGGAUGCCCGACCAAUAGUAGCACUUCCGGUUCCGGGAAACGGCGUCCAAGCAAAGAGCUGCAAUACACAAGCCGGGUACUUGGAGAUCUACGAGUCGGAGCCUAAACCUACCAAACCUGGACAUCACUAAGAGGCUCCAAUUAUUUCAUGAGAUGCCGGAGAGUAGAACAAUGGAGGCUUAAUGAUUGAACGGCAAACCACAGAUUAAGAAACUUUAAAUUGAAGAAAUGGGCAAAACUAACCCAUAUUCUAUGUGUCAUUUAUUAUACUCGCACAAAAUCAUAUUUUGUGUAUCUAUUUACACUUAUUGUACUUCAUCGUGUGAUUAUAACGGAUGUUUAAUCGAUGUACAUAUCCAAUAAUAUUCUCUCUGUCUGAAUAAAUGAUAACGAUUUGAAAAUUUGCAUAUUUUUACUCAUUUCUACGGCACAUCGUAAUUGAUAACCAAAAUGAAAGUUACAGGAUGGCCUACAAGUUGCGUGAUAGAUUGAUUGAUCGAUUGAUUGAUUGAUAACUUCAUUGAUAGAUGAAUUAUUUGAUGGAUGGAUUGAUUGACAGAUUUUUUUUCUAUUGAUUAAUUGAUAAAGAAAAAGAUAAAGAGAGAGAGACAGAUUGAAGGAUCGUUUAAUUUUGUCAUUUGAUUAUUUGACAUUUGAUUUUAUCUAAUUCAAUUUAUUGUUAUUGUUUGGUAUCAUUGAUUGAUUGAUAAUAGCAGGAAUGAUUGAUUGAUUUAUAUUACUGUUUAUACAUAGAUAUAGAUAGAUUGGUUGGUUGGUUGUUAGAAAUAUAAUAUGAAUAUUUGGAUAGGCAGACAUAUA